Molecule: messenger RNA, 2778 nt
Organism: Episyrphus balteatus (marmalade hoverfly)
Lineage: Eukaryota; Metazoa; Arthropoda; Insecta; Diptera; Syrphidae
Product: protein anoxia up-regulated-like
Exons: 8
Coding region: 181-2211 (676 amino acids)
Source: RefSeq, a predicted model, not a curated record
CAAAAACUCAAAAUCAUCCGAAAAUCCUGACCAGAAUUCAGAAGAUCUCUAACGGGCGUUAAGUGAAGACACGACGACACGAGUAGAAAAAACCUUAAAAAAAUUUUAAUUAAAGUGAAAUUUUUAUUUUCUUAAUUUUUAAAAACUUAAACAAAAAAAAAAAAAAACUUUCGAACGAAAAUGGUUUAUGAAUCUGCUUUCACCACCCGUAGGUCCUAUUCUACAAGGCCCGUGGUUUCGUCGUAUUCCGUAUCGUACCCUGUUUCACGGACUGUAACUGGCUCCUCAAGAGUAUACAGCACCAGCUAUCCGAUUUAUUCUUACUCGCCCCGUGUUACUACAAAACGAGUUAUUACUUCACCUGUCCGUACAAUCUAUUCGACCCCCAUUGUACGAACUCGUGUUAUUACUUCACCAAUCCGUACCACCACCACCCGAGUGUAUUCAUCACCUGUCCGUACCACUGUGUACUCGUCGCCAUCAAUCCACUCGGAGUACAUUGCACCAUACACAUCGUCGUACUCUUCUUCUUCGUACUCAUCGGUGUUGCCGUACAGCUCGUACUCGUACUCGCCAUCCAUUCGUACACGAGUGGUUGAGACCCCAGUCCGUGUUAUUAGAUCGUCGCGUUUGAUUCGCUCCUCGUUGAGCCCUGAACGGAUUAUUACAUCACCAAUCCGUACUCUCCCAUCCAUCCUUAAUAAGGAACUCGAUCGUAUUGCCCACAGAACUAGGCCUGGAUAUGGUUACCAUGCACUUACCAACUACCUCAAUUCCGAGCCUUUUAUUAAUUUUGAAUCGGAAACCAAGAGGAUCCGUAACUCUACAAAUAAUCUAAUGCGUGAGCUCCAUACACCAGUUACACGUCGUUCUCGCAGCGUUACUCCGUUCCCAGCGUACACAUAUGAGCCAGCAUCGAAGCAAGCUCUUGAUGCCUACGUUGCUAGAGUAACAAACCCAACACGUCACUUGGCCAAGGAGGUGCACAAUAUCACACAAUACCCCGAUACACCACGCAAAAGCAAAUAUGUCGGCAAAAGUCAUCUAGCAUCGGUAAGGAUUCUAGGCGAUAAGGCGUAUAAUACAAGGAGUGCACUAUACAAUCCGGACAAGGUCCGAACUGAUAUUAAUUUGUUGUCACGUUAUAUUCAAAACAAACGGGGUAGAAGCGAAGCUUCUGACCGAGUUGUCGUUAGCAAUGAAGUUCCAGACUUAGAUCCAUUCAGGCCAUCGCGUAAGUUCUCUGCUCCAAAGCCUUUAGAGGAUCCAGUUGAUGAUGAGACCAAGGAGAAACAACGUCUUAGGAAGGAACGCCUUCUGACUGUCAACGAAGAAGCUUCCAUUGAUGAUGUUGCUGUUGAAAAGAAGAAGGCACAACGUGCUGACGAAAUGAAACGUUUGGAAGCUAAAGCUCUAGAGGAAGAUAAGAAGAGGAAAGCCGAAGCCGAGAGGAAAGCUAAGUUAGAAGCUGACAAACUUGCUGAAGAGUUAAAGAAAGCAGAUGAAGAGGCUAGAAAGGCCCGUGAGGCUCGUCUUGCUGAGCAAGCCCGUCUUGUUGAAGAAGCUGAACAAGCUCGUUUAGCUGAAGAAGCUAAAUUGGCUGAAGAAGCUAAGAAAGCAGAAGAAGCUAAACUUGCCGAAGAAGCUAAGUUGGCUGAAGAAGCUAAACUUGCCGAAGCAGCUCGUUUAGCUGAUGAAGCCAAACAAGCUGAAGCAGCUAAACUUGCCGAAGAAGCUCGCUUGGCUGAAGAAGCUAAAUUAGCUGAAGAAGCUAAACUCGCCGAAGAGGCUAAAUUGGCUGAAGAAGCUGCCCGCAAAGCAGAAGAACAACGCUUGGAGGAAGAACAAAAAACCCGCGAAGAAGAAAUGAGCCGUUUGGCUGAAUUGGAAAAGAUUGCCGGAGAAGAACGUGAAGCUGAAUUGGCCCGCCAAGCUGCUGAAUUGUCUGAAAUUGCUCGCCAAGAAGCUGAAAUCGCUGCCCAGGAGUUGCAAGCCAUGCAACAAAGUUCCACUGCCGAAGCACCAGCUGCUGAAGAACCAGCUGAAGAAGAAUCAGCUGAACCUACUGCCGAUGCUGAAUCAGCUGCUGAAGAAGAACCCAAACCCGUUAUUGAGGAACCUCAGUCUCCAGUUGAAGAAAAAGCUGAAGAAGAAGUUGCUGCUGAACCUGUUGUCAGCAUUGAUGAAGUUAAAUCCGAUAUCGAAGAAUAAAAACCUGGUGAUGCUAGUUGUUGCUUCUCUUUUGACUCUUUUAAGACUUCUAUUAUUUUUUUGAUAAAAGCUUAAACACCAAAUAAGCGUUAUUUAAAGUUUUAACUUUUAUUUUCGAUUAACGUAUAACAAAGACAAGAAAUUAAGAAAAACAAAAAAAAAACUAUUUUUAAGAAAUUAAUUUAUUUAUUUAUAUCAAUUGGCAUUUCUGAAGUAGGAUCAAGGUCCUUAUAUAGUUUAAACUGCUAUGUACUUAUAUGUUUUGUUAUAUUAUAGCUUAGCAUGCGUUAUAUAAGGAAUACUCUGUCUUUAUUUUCAGUUAAGCAUUUUGUCUGUCUUGUUCAAAUGCAUUUGAUUUUUUUUUUGUUUUUUUUUUUGUUAAAUCUUUCGCUUGCCAAGCCCAACGAUUUAUUUUAUUUUUUUUUUUGUUUCGUUAAAUUUGUUUUCAUUAAGCAAAGAUUUAUAAAAAAGUAUAGUAAUUAUUUUAAAAUGUAUACUCAUGUAUUAAUAUUAAAUACGAGAAAAUAACUGAUUUAGAUCAAUUCUUAAUAAAGAACAAAAACCGAA